AUGGUGGGCGUCACAACAGACUAUAUAUCCGUGGGAGGAAAUCGACACCCUGGUGCUGCGGAUUGGGAUGUGCAGACCGGUGUGCUCGCCUUUGGCGCUGACAACAAUGUUGCCUUAUGGGACCCUCUUGACGAGACCUAUCGAGGAACAUAUGCUUUACUGGUUGGUCAUACCGACAAAGUGAGUGUUGUUCGGUUUUACACAUGCCCCUCCUCAGGAACAAGAUUCAUUAUUACCGGCUCCGUCGACCACACAUUACGCGUAUGGCAACAGGAUAGCACCGAAUUGUGCAACUAUGCUCAUGUUUCUACCCUCGAGGGUCACACCAGCUCCGUGAAUGCGAUUGCUGUCGCUAAUGGAACGAACAUCAUCGCAUCCGGAGCGGCCGAUGGAACAGUCCGAAUUUGGAGAAUAAAUGCGCAGGAUGGAGUGAAAUGCGAGCUACUUGAUACGAUUACUAUGACGCCACGCUUUUUCCCAUUGACUUUGUCAUUACAGGCGCUUGGAGAUGACUCGGAUAAAUCUUUGGUAUUGGCCGUUGCGGGCACAAUGACCAAGGUGCACAUAUAUGUCUCUGAAACCUCCAACAUGCCAGAGUUCAAGCGCCGCGCUGUACUUGCAGGUCACGAGGCUUGGAUCAAGUCUCUUUCAUUUACUCAGGAUAAGCAAAGUAAAGAAGGCGAUAUCUUGCUGGCAUCCGCUAGUCAAGAUAAAUACAUUCGCCUUUGGCGCUUGCAUCGGGGUGAAGCAAAUCCUCCUGCUCCCAUUGAUGACACAGAUCCUCUGCUUGGAGGCAUGGAACCCACACUUUCGAACAAGGCCCAUGAAUUCGAAGCAAAGGGAUUGAAGUACUCAAUCACAUUUGAAGCUCUUCUAUUUGGACACGAAGAUUGGAUCUAUACCACUGCAUGGAAUCCUGACUCCAAGCGGCAACAGCUUCUUUCAGCCUCCGCUGAUAACACUAUUACGAUCUGGGAACAAGACCAAGCGUCAGGCGUUUGGAUGUCGACAGAGAGAAUGGGAGAGAUCAGUGUUCAAAAGGGAUCUACUACCGCUACCGGUAGUGCCGGUGGAUUCUGGAUUGGUCUUUGGUCGCCCGAUGGAAAGCAAGUUGUGAGUCUUGGCCGAACAGGUAGUUGGAGAGUAUGGCGACAAGAUUCCGAUUCGGAUCUCUGGGUGCAAAAAUUUGGUAUCUCUGGCCACGUUCGCUCGUCUAAUGGUGUUCAAUGGGAACCUACUGGAGGAUAUAUGCUCUCAACCAGUGCCGAUCAGACCACACGACUCCAUGCCAAAUGGGUGCGGGACAGCAAAAGCUCAUGGCAUGAGUUCUCUCGGCCCCAAAUUCAUGGAUACGACUUGAACUGUGUCGACACCCUGGGACCUUUACAGUUCGUGACUGGCGCGGAGGAAAAGCUUCUGCGUGUUUUCAAUGAACCUAAGCAAAUUGCCGAGUUGCUUGAGAGACUCACUGGGUUCAAACAGUCGAUUGAAGACCUGCCAGACACUGCUGAAAUCCCUGUGCUGGGUCUUUCUAAUAAGGCCCUUGGAGAAGAGGCACCGGUAGAAGAAGACGAGGAGAAAGCACCGGCAGAAGCACCCAACGCUUCUGUCUCGUUGGCUGCCAAUCACCCGCCACUAGAGGAUCAAUUGUCUCGUUACACACUGUGGCCGGAGCAUGAAAAGCUCUACGGUCACGGAUAUGAGAUUUCAGCAGUGGCAGUUAGCCAUGACCGCAAGCUCAUUGCUACCGCCUGCAAGGCCAGUUCCAUCGACCAUGCAGUUAUUCGUCUCUACGAUACUUCAGACUGGCAUGAGAUCAAACCUUCUCUCACAGCGCACUCAUUGACCAUCACGGACCUCUCGUUCUCAGCUGACGACCGCUAUCUUCUCAGCGUUGGACGUGAUCGUCAGUGGGCAAUCUUCCAGCGCAGCGACUCAGAUCUAACAACAUUCGCAAAUCUCACCUCAAAUCCCAAGGGUCAUUCUCGAAUGAUUUUGGGUGCCGCCUGGGCCCCAGCCACAACGGAACCUGUCUUUGCUACCGCAGGACGUGACAAGUCCGUGAAGAUCUGGCAAAAGACAGAGGAGACUUUCGUCUCCAAGACAACCGUGCCACUGACCUCAGCAGUCUCAGCAAUUGCCUUUUUGCCUAUCACAUACAAGGGAUCAUUCAUCAUCGCAGCGGGCGAGGAUAGUGGUGUCAUAUCUAUCCACCGAAUUGCCGCCGACACCUUUGAAGCAACGCAUAUUGUGACGAUUGACAAGAAGAUUGCACCUUCAAAGACAAUUACCCAAUUAUCAUGGCGGCCAGUGUUGGCAGAGUCAGAGAGCGAUCGGUUUGAACUGGCAGUGGCAAGCGAAGACACUUCCACGCGCAUAUAUGCUAUUUCUAGCAUGCUUUGA
Messenger RNA from Penicillium soppii, 2403 nucleotides. RefSeq names its product Elongator subunit ELP2. Gene Ontology annotation, molecular function: protein binding. NCBI's taxonomy places the organism in Eukaryota, Fungi, Ascomycota, Eurotiomycetes, Eurotiales, Aspergillaceae. The transcript has 2 exons. Gene Ontology annotation, cellular component: elongator holoenzyme complex. The record is from RefSeq and is a predicted model, not a curated record. The coding region runs from base 1 to 2403 and encodes 800 amino acids. Gene Ontology annotation, biological process: tRNA wobble uridine modification.